Molecule: messenger RNA, 1500 nt
Organism: Symbiodinium sp. CCMP2456
Lineage: Eukaryota; Dinophyceae; Suessiales; Symbiodiniaceae
Source: the annotation of a GenBank genome assembly
AUGUCAUCUGCACGCCUUAUCGUGGGCAGUCUCCCAAACAUCCGCCGGCCACGAGUCGGAUGCUUCUCGAUUUGUCUGGUAAUUGUCCUGGCAUAUGGUCGGACGCUUUGUCGCAGUUUCGUCGGGAAAGCAUCUGAAUCGAGCGGGACGUCUGGCGACCUGUGCAAGGAUUUCAAGAAGGGCUUGUCGGGUCAGGUUAUAUGCGAUGGUCUGGCGAAGUAUCCUUUUGAAUGGGGCAACGCAGAUUGCAACGGCAUUCUUCCCUUGCUGGUGGUUCGGCCAAGUACCGAUGAGGAUAUAGCCUUGACCGUGCGUCGCAGCACUACUUUUGGACUUCCUCUCAGCGUUAGAAGUGGUGGACACAGUUACACUUGUGAUGGAAUCAAGCCCGGUUCUGUUCAUUUGGAUUUAAGAUCCAGAGUGCGGAAGCAGCUCUACCACGAGAGCUCUGGGUGGUAUGCUGAAUUCGAGACUGGCAACACGUUUCGCGAUUUGUUUCGGAUUAUUGAUCGACGCCGUUUCUCCAUUGUGCAUGGCGCGUGCCAUGCUGUGGGCGUGGGCGGCUUUUACCUGCAUGGUGGUCUACAUAUGAAUUCAUUGACAGCCCUCUACGGCUGGGGGAACGAGACCAUUGUGAGCAUGAGGGUGGUGACUGCCGAUGGCCAGAUUCGGGCCCUGAGCGCGUCGUCUGCGCACCAGGAUCUCUGGCGAGCGAUGCGGCAAGCAGGGUCGAACUUCGCGAUUGCGACGUCCUUGACUGUCAAGGUCUUCGAAGCCCCGGAGCCGUUCACCUGGCUGUUCUGGGUGAAGAUGUCGCACGAUGAGGUCGUGAGCCUGUUUCGGAGAGCCAUGUCGGAUGAGCAGGUUCAGUUGAACAUCUACUACGUCAACCCACCGUUUUUCCAGGUCAGCCUCAGCCGACCCGAGAUCUUCACCGUCCAGUUUACCUUGCUGCAUGGUCCAGCCAACUACUGGCAGAACCUGCAAGCCAGCUUGGAUUGGUUCAAGUCCCAUAAGGUGGCUCUUUCUUGGUGGACGAUUGCCUUCAAUGCUGUAAUGCCCAAGCCAGAUGACUUGACGCAUUUGGGAUAUCCCAAAGCUUGGGUCUCGUCUCAGGCCAUCUGGCCGGCGAAUUCUGCUUGCACAGACGAAGCCUUGCAUCUGCUCUUGGACUUGCAGUCGACAGUGGUAAAGCGUGCGGCCUUCCACACUUUUCGCAAGGUAGAGUGCUGGCUGACUUUCACCGAGCUGCCUCGUGGCCAGAUCUACUACGAGUACAACUGCCCAAGUCGACCUACGUAUGUUCAACACAUCCAGACCGUCGAGCAGCGCUUCGUUGCUGCCUGUCCAAAUUCUGUUAAAUACCGCAACACACCCCACUGGAAUGCCAGUGCCGGCCGCUACUAUCCUGAUUCUCGGGAGCUCUUGCAGACAAAGAGAAAGUGGGAUCCACUGAAUCUGCUUGGGCCCCCCACCAUGUCUGUGCAUGACCUUGCAUAG